ACCGCGCGACUGGCCGGCCCAGCUCCGGGCGGCCGCCGAAGCAGGGCCCGGGAUGGCACUCUCCGCGACAGAGCUCAUUAUCUUCUCCCUCCUGCAAACUGCCCUGUCCCUGAACCCCGAGGACCCCAACGUGUGCAGCCACUGGGAGAGCUACGCCGUGACCGUCCAGGAAUCAUACGCACACCCCUUCGACCAGAUCUACUACACGCGAUGCACGGACAUCCUCAACUGGUUCAAGUGCACCCGACACCGGAUCAGCUAUAAGACGGCGUAUCGGCGUGGCCUCCGGACCAUGUAUCGUCGCAGGUCCCAGUGCUGCCCUGGCUACUACGAGAAUGGGGACUUCUGCAUACCCCUGUGUACGGAGGAGUGUGUGCAUGGCCGCUGUGUUUCCCCAGACACCUGCCACUGUGAGCCCGGCUGGGGAGGGCCCGACUGUUCCAGCGGCUGUGACGGCGACCACUGGGGCCCCCACUGCAGCAACCGAUGCCAGUGCCAGAAUGGAGCCCUGUGCAACCCCAUCACGGGCGCCUGCGUGUGUGCCGCCGGCUUCCGCGGCUGGCGCUGCGAGGAGCUCUGCGCGCCCGGCACCCACGGCAAGGGCUGCCAGCUGCCGUGCCAGUGCCGCCACGGAGCCAGCUGCGACCCCCGCACCGGCCAGUGCCUCUGCGCCCCCGGCUACACGGGAGUCUAG
This is a messenger RNA of Leptonychotes weddellii (Weddell seal), 694 nucleotides long. The record is from RefSeq and is a predicted model, not a curated record. NCBI's taxonomy places the organism in Eukaryota, Metazoa, Chordata, Mammalia, Carnivora, Phocidae.